This is a messenger RNA of Pseudophryne corroboree (corroboree frog), 1421 nucleotides long. RefSeq names its product protein LBH-like. NCBI's taxonomy places the organism in Eukaryota, Metazoa, Chordata, Amphibia, Anura, Myobatrachidae. The record is from RefSeq and is a predicted model, not a curated record. Gene Ontology annotation, cellular component: nucleus. The transcript is spliced from 3 exons. Gene Ontology annotation, biological process: positive regulation of DNA-templated transcription. Bases 1 to 360 code for a protein of 119 amino acids.
AUGAAUGAAGUGUCGGUUCUCCGCCUUCCCGUGGAGGAUGACGUAAAUGAAGUGAUUCAUGGCUUGGACGAGGAGGCCCUGAAACACAGUGACAGCCGUCUGCCUUUUCAGAUCUUUCCAGACCCUUGUGAAGAAGAAGAAGUACCGGUAAAGAUGAGAGGAAGGCUGCCCUCCAUUGUGGUGGAGCCAACUGAUAUAAUUGAUGCAGAGAGUGGCGAGUUGCGAUGGCCACCAGAGUCUCUAAGAAAGGCAAUAGAGGAAGCUGCAUUACAGGAAGAAAAUGCAGAGGAAGGCGAAGCAGAAGAGCAGCCAGACAAUAGCAAGGACGCAGAGGAAGAGCCACAGCCUGAGAAAGCCUAAUAUUUACAGAAAAGGAGGAAUCAGUGACUGGAGAUGUGCCCUACAUGAAGCAUGGCAAACACACUAAACAAAGACUUUGUAAAACCAGCAGAGAUGCAUCAACUGGAAGUCUGUGCUCAGGCUUGCUAUUUAUUAGAAAGAAAGGAAUCCCUUCCUGUAAAUUAAAUGUGAAAAUGAACAACUUAAUGGCAUGCUCCCUGGCAAGGAACUAUUUAGUUACCUAUACUCUUUAUCUAAGAAAAUGCCCCAUGAUACAGUGGUUUAAUAAUGUUCUACGAUGUGUGUUUUCAUUCUAUUUCUCCAUGUUGUAUAAAUGUUCAGCUAAUGUUAUUAGUACAAAGCUUGUAAUAUUGUCUUUUUAGAAAUAAGUAUAAAUAAUAAGACCAUUGCUUGGAGAGGGAAGGGGUAAGAGACAGAGGUCAGCAGUACUGUCUUUCUUUCGUUUUUUUAAACAUAACAAUACAUUACAAAAUGAUUAUUUUACUGUAAUUUGGCUAUAUAUGCUAGAUAUAAGGCUAGGCUUACAUCUCUGGAGACAAUAGGACCAAAACCUUUGACAGCUGUCCACAAGCUCCUUCCUUAGCCACGAUCCAUAAUGUUCACUUAACUUUACCUGACUCCACAUAAAUAAUCUAAAAAUAAUUAUUAAAGUUAUAAAAAAAAUACAAGCACAACUGUAAAUAUAGAGGGCCACCAAGAGAUCUGUUGGACCUUGGCAUUAUGUAGGCGAGGCCAUGCUCAAUUGUAAAUACAUGGGUCAUAUGCAGAAGAUGCGGGCCACCAAAGGGGCGAUGCCACACUAUCUUAGGGGCAUGGUUACAUCGCCCUGGGCCCCUACACAGGCUUAUACUCCCAGUUGGCACUCUUUAGUGUUCACGCUGUUAAAAGUUUUAUACAGGUAUAAAAUCAACUAUCUUGAAUGGUUAGAAUUUAAGAAAUCUCAGGAUAAUAUAUAUACAUCUACUUUCACAAUUACUCCUGUCAUUUCCCACACUCUCUCCGAUAGUCCACCCAUUAAAUUGUUUAGCAGUUCUCCUCACUGUGACUAUAUUGCACAUAAA